Messenger RNA from Andrographis paniculata, 2776 nucleotides. RefSeq names its product pentatricopeptide repeat-containing protein At1g80550, mitochondrial. Gene Ontology annotation, molecular function: protein binding. The coding region runs from base 267 to 1670 and encodes 467 amino acids. The transcript has 7 exons. NCBI's taxonomy places the organism in Eukaryota, Viridiplantae, Streptophyta, Magnoliopsida, Lamiales, Acanthaceae. The record is from RefSeq and is a predicted model, not a curated record.
UCUUCGUAUUCUGGCCCCGCCCCACCCCUCCCCGCUCCGGCAUCCAUUUUUCUUUCUUCUUCCCUUUCUUUUCCUUCUUCUUCAAUACCUGCUGCCAGACCAGACCUGGUUGGCUCCCGUCGACCCAUUUCGAUUCGGAAAUUCCUUUCUUACGGUCAUCUAUUUUUCUUCUCCAGUGUUCGACGUCUCCGCUGUCGUCGUGCUCGUAGUCUUUUCGUUUCCUUCUACUACAACUACAGUUUCUUCGGAGGCUAUAGUACGUUGAUAUGCUCUUCUCAAUCACUUCCCAAAUCCGCCGGUUUCCUUUGCAACGCCACCUUCUUCUUUCACACCUCCAGGGUUGCCUUUGUUAUCACACUUCACACCAGAAGGGUGCCACACUGUUGUCGACUCAAAAUCACCGCAGUCCCAAGGUUUCCACCGCCACAUCUAUAAUAGGUUCCAAUCAAUUCGAUUGUAAGAAAAAUACGAUUCUCGAAACCCUUGAUUGUUACGCCAAUGACUGGAAGCUUGCAUUGGAGUUCUUUAACUGGGUUGAGACCCAGCCUGGAUUUCAGCACAGCACCCAGACAUUGAACCGUGUGGUGGACAUUCUCAGUAAGUUUUUUGAGUUCGACCUCGCCUGGAGUCUAAUAGAAAGAAUGAGAAAGAAUCCGUCUACUUUGCCUGAUCAUACAACAUUUCGGGUAUUAUUCAAGCGAUAUAUCUCGGCUCACCUGGUUAAUGAAGCGAUCGAUGUUUUUGUCAAGUUGGAUGAGUUUAAUUUGAGGGAUGAAACUUCAUUCUCGAAUUUGAUUGAUGCCCUGUGCGAGUACAAACAUGUGAUUGAAGCUGAAGAGAUCUGUUUAGGGAAAUAUAGGGUUGGAGAGUAUGAUCUGAAAUUGUUUGAAUUUGAUGUGCAAAGUACGAAAGUGUAUAAUAUGAUUCUACGUGGUUGGUUUAAACUGACUUGGUGGAGCAAGUGUAGGGAGGUUUGGGGGGAGAUGGACAAGAGAGGUGUGGAGAAAGAUUUGUAUUCGUACUCUAUAUAUAUGGAUAUUCAACGCAAGAGCGGGAAGCCAUGGAAGGCGGUGAAGCUGUACAAGGAAAUGAAAAAGAAGGGUAUUCGAUUGGAUGUGGUGGCAUACAACACAGUUAUCCACGCAAUUGGUAUUUCUGAGGGUGUUGAUGCAACAAGGAGGAUUUACAAUGAGAUGAUUGAGUUGGGCUGCAAGCCAAAUGUGGUAACUUACAAUACAAGUCUGAAGCUGUUGUGUGAGAAUGGAAGAUAUAGAGAAGCACGCGAAAUGCUUAAUUCGAUGACUAAAGCAGGUUGUGAGCCCAAUGUAGUGACCUAUCAUUGCUUCUUCAUAUGCCUAGAAAAGCCUCGGGAGAUACUAAAGUUGCUUGGUAGGAUGCAAGAAAGUGGUGUUCGACCGAGGGUGGAUACAUAUGUCAUAAUUAUGAGGAAGUUUGGGAGAUGGGGGUUCCUUAGGCCAGUUCUUCAUUUCUGGAAAAAGAUGACUGACCAUGGGCUCAGUCCAGAUGUAUGUGCUUAUAAUGCCUUGAUUGAUGCUUUGCUGCAGAAGGGCUUGGUUGAUAUGGCACGCAAAUAUGAGGAAGAAAUGUUAUCGAAAGGUCUUUCAGCUAAGCGGAGAGCAGAGUUGCAGUUGAAUAUUGAUGGGGAGUGAUCUGGGAAUGGAUACUGCCUUGCAUGAAGUUAAAUUUUCUUAUCUUGUUGCAUCUCAAUAGAGGAAAUGGUGAAGACGUUUUAAGAACUAAGACAUGCCAGAAUGCCAUUUACAAGAGUUCUUUCCUUUCCAAGGAUAUGGUUCUUGAUGUGUGGUCAGAACAGGAAUCCUUUCACUGGUUUGUGCCAAACUUGGAGCCAAACAUGAGUACUGGCUAAUGUGCAAUAUUUGGUGCUAUGCGUGUACAUGCUAAAAGUUUGAAAUAAUGUAUGGAUUUGAUAUGAGCUGCAUUCGGAAGCAUGCCAUAAUGGAGCCUCUUGUUGACACUCUAGUGAAGAACCCGAUUGUUAUUGCCAAUUACUCAAGACAAUGGACAUCUCUAAGAUGGAACAUGGGGAUGCUUCCUUCACUGCACCUUUCAAGCUUGUGGCAGAACGCUCUGAUUAUUUUCGUGCACUAGUUGCUUAUUUUGGAUGCUUCAUUUACCAAGUGGCUUAAAAUUGAUUGGCUUCUCAACAGGACCCCGCCACUCACUGGAAACAAUCUGUACUUAGAAGACGUGCCUAGUGUUUGAGAAGGGAGGCAUUUACAGGGACCUUAUAUGUGGCCACCUAACAAGAACAAUCCACUUGAUUUGGAUAUAACUCUAAAAUACACUACAUGGGAAACAUUGCCAGGCCUCACGAACUCAGUUUUAUGGAAUGCCCUGAUCUCGAUAUCCUUUGGUUAUAUGGUGCGGUAUUCAUGCUCGGAAAGUUCAGAGAGCUGGUUUCCUGAUUAUUGCAUAUGGCCUCCUUCCGCUCUAUAAUUACCAUCGAAUUUCUUCAAUCUCACUCACAUUUCCCGGCCAGCUACUGCUGCCCCCUUCGAUCAGCUCUUGGCUUCCUGGUAAAUGCAAUAGCUAGCAUAUAUUUGGGUUGUUGGAUCAGUUUUUUUGUUCGAUGCUAUUAUGAUAAGACGGAAAACAUUUAAUUGUAACUUUACUGCCUAUGUCAUUAAACUAUAUCUAUAUUUAGUGCAACUUGGUUGCUCUGUGUUAAUGUCUUGUCGGCCAAACUGCUGCUCUUUUCGUUUCAUUAACAGCCGAAAGAUCAGAAAUUUGAAUA